AUGUCAAGACCACGAAAACGCAUACUAGGGCUUGUGGCUUUGCUAACAGCUGCCUAUCUACUGUUUUCAAAAGAGUUUACGAGUGGUGGAAUUGGAUUAGUGACUCGUAAUAGUAACAUAUCCCAUUCAGAGUCUCCGGCGUCUGAUCAUACGGAUUCUGGGGAUGUUAGCUAUCCAAAAUAUACAGCCGGUGAGACCACAGCUCAACGGCUAGAUUUACUCAAGAAACUACAAGAUCUUGAGCAACAAGAACUGCAUUAUCAACAAAGUGAAGAUUCGAGGCAUAAAUUCAGGCUUCAAAAUACGUUUGCUGAACAGCAAUCAUCUGAGUUUGCUGCGUUAGAGAAUGCAACGUUCGUAACAUUAGCCCGAAACAGUGAUCUUUUGGGGCUUAUGAAUACGAUCAGAUCUGUGGAAGACCGAUUUAAUAACCGAUAUCACUAUGACUGGGUUUUUCUAAAUAAUGAGCCGUUUACUGAAGAGUUCGUCAAGGUAUCGUCAAGUUUGGUAUCCGGACAGGCAAGAUAUGGUGUGAUAGGCUUGGAUCAUUGGAGCUAUCCUGAUUGGAUCAACAGAACCGCUGCCGCAGAGGUCCGUAACAAAAUGAGGAAUGCGGGGAUUAUUUACGGAGACUCCGAAUCGUAUCGACAUAUGUGUAGAUAUGAAAGCGGCUUUUUCUAUCACCAUCCAUUGAUGCGAGAAUAUAAGUACUACUGGCGGGUUGAACCUGAUACGUUACUACAUUGUGAUAUUGAUUAUGAUGUGUUCAAGUACAUGAGAGAAGAAAAGAAAAAAUAUGGUUUUACUAUUGCACUUCGAGAAUAUAUCUCAACAAUAGAAUCCCUGUGGGAUGUUACAAGACAAUACCUAAGUCACGUUCCAGAUGCAUUAAAUUCAAAUAGUCUUCUAGAGUUUAUUAGUGACGACUACGGAGUUACAUACAACCUAUGUCAUUUUUGGACGAACUUUGAAAUAGCUGACAUGGACUUCUGGCGGGCUCCACCAUAUCAAGAUUAUUUCGACUUUCUAGAUAAGGCUGGUGGCUUCUUCUAUGAGCGUUGGGGGGAUGCACCUGUACAUUCAAUCGCAGCGUCUCUAUUUCUCGACAAAAAAGAAAUCCAUUUUUUCGAUGAUAUUGGAUAUACACACCCUCCAUUUACACACUGCCCUAUGAAUCCCAUUGAGCGUGGACUCACAUGCUCCUGUUUACCAACGCAGAACUUUGACUGGCAAUCGUACAGCUGCACGAGGCAGUUCUAUAAGGCUCAAAAUAUGCCACUACCUGAUAAUAUCCCAAAUGCUUGA
Sugiyamaella lignohabitans is the source of this 1305-nucleotide messenger RNA. RefSeq names its product alpha-1,2-mannosyltransferase KTR1 (gene KTR1). Gene Ontology annotation, cellular component: membrane; Golgi apparatus. NCBI's taxonomy places the organism in Eukaryota, Fungi, Ascomycota, Dipodascomycetes, Dipodascales, Trichomonascaceae. Gene Ontology annotation, biological process: cell wall mannoprotein biosynthetic process; protein O-linked glycosylation; protein N-linked glycosylation. Gene Ontology annotation, molecular function: alpha-1,2-mannosyltransferase activity. The transcript has a single exon. The record is from RefSeq and is a predicted model, not a curated record. Bases 1 to 1305 code for a protein of 434 amino acids.